GGAGGAGCUGCGUGCUAUGCGGUAGUAUGUGCGCAGGCGCAGUGCUGCCGGUUGUGGUAUCAUGGCUGGAGACGGAGCGAUCAGUGCGGAGAUCCUAAAGGAGAAGCUGAGGCGGGAGCUGCAGGCGGAGCAUGUGGAAGUAGAAGACACGUCACCCAAUCACUGCUCCACCAGCUUCAGGGUGCUAGUCGUGUCUCCUCAGUUUGAAGGAAAAGCUCUGCUCCAGAGACACAGGCUCGUGAACGGCUGCCUGGCAGAAGAACUGAAGACCAUUCACGCCUUUGAACAGAAGACGCUGACUCCGGCGCAGUGGGAACAGGAGAAGCAGAAGUGAUCGGCCAUUGUUGUGUGGUCUGGAGACAGUCUGCAGCCUGGGAUGAGUGAGCGGCACUUAGUGGGUUAAUAAUGAUGUAAGACUAGUAUGUCCCGGGGACCCCGAUGUCUCCUGGUCCUGAAGGCGUUCCACAUGCUGCAGAGGGGCGAUUUUUAAACGGGACUUGACGCAGACGGGUUUUGGGUUGUUCUGUAGUCGCUUGAUGGAAUCUUCCUGGAGCCACCACCAGGGGGAGCUCGCUGUGAUGCUUCAGUGGGAGCCAUGCGCAGUGAGCUCCCUCUAGUGGUGGCUCGCUUAUCUAAUUGCUGUAUGGCGCUGCCAGUCCUUAAAGGGGCCCCCUGGACUUUACCAAUAAAUGUUAUGAACACAAGCCAG
Messenger RNA from Bufo gargarizans (Asiatic toad), 709 nucleotides. It is a transcript of the gene BOLA2B, whose product is annotated as bolA family member 2B. The record is from RefSeq and is a predicted model, not a curated record. Gene Ontology annotation, cellular component: cytosol; nucleus. Bases 62 to 334 code for a protein of 90 amino acids. Lineage: Eukaryota; Metazoa; Chordata; Amphibia; Anura; Bufonidae. The transcript is spliced from 3 exons. Gene Ontology annotation, biological process: intracellular iron ion homeostasis. Gene Ontology annotation, molecular function: 2 iron, 2 sulfur cluster binding.